ACUUGUUGUCAUUUGUACUUUGUGUCAGCUGCCUUGUAGAUCCACAAGGAAAUUUGUUUCAAUGCUCUGGGAUACCUGUAGCACAGAGUGAAAAAUGGACAAAAAACUGAGUCUGAGUCUGUUCCUGAUGCUGCUUCUCUGUUGCAACACAGACUCACAUACCUCUUGUCCAUACAAAUGCCAGUGUUUCACUCCUGCCCAAGUACUGUGUGCUGAUGGAGGGAUCUCAUCUUUACCCAAGAACACGUCCAAGCAGGUCAAGGACUUUAUUGUAAUGUCAUCAUCCCUUGGGUACCUAUUUGAACACACUUUAGAGGAGAGCCCACAACUUACCAAGCUUAUCUUAAUAAAUAAUGCACUACGAAGUAUUCAUUCUCGGUCUUUUGAGCAUUUGGCUGAGCUGCAGGAGCUGGAAAUCAGUGGGAACCCUGGGCUGGAAAAUUUAUUUAUGGGGACUUUUGCAAAACAGGAAAACUUGACUAAACUGAUACUUAACUUCAACAGAUUUAGGACUGUGCUUCCUAGCACAUUUGACUCACUGAAAAAGCUAGAAACUCUACAGAUGAAGGGCAACAUUAUAUCAGAUCUGCCUCCAUUUCUUUUCCUGAACCUGCACAAUCUGCGUGCUCUAGAUUUGUCCCUAAAUAAGCUUGAAGAACUGAAAAGGGAAACUUUUUCUGGUAUAGAAAGACUGGAGACCCUGAAAAUGAACAACAACCUCAUCAGCAAUCUUACAUCUGACACAUUCCACAACAUUUCUCAACUGACAGAGCUUCACUUGGAGGGGAAUAAGAUCUCAGAGCUUGCUGACAACAUUUUCUUUGCGUUAACCAAACUGAAGGUGCUGAAUCUCCGUGGAAACCAUCUUACAAUCUUCAGUGAUAAAGUGUUUGGAUUCAAAGGCUCAAAUUUGACGAAGUUGAACCUGAAAGGCAACAGACUGACUGAGCUGUCCUCUCUUUGUAGUUUGACAUCCCUUACCGACCUUAUCUUGUCCUCUAACCAGCUCUCAAACCUUCCGGAAGACAUUUUUAGAAAUGUUACAGUCCUGGAGUAUCUGGACCUGUCUGAAAACCAGCUCAUCUCACUACCUGAAAUGAUAUUUCGGGAUCUAUUUAGCCUCACGGUAAUCCACCUAAACAACAAUAACCUGAGGAAAGUGGAUGCCAAACUGUUUGAGGACCAGGUGCUCAUUCAGCAGCUCUACCUGUCUAACAACCAGCUAGAAACUCUCCCAUUGGGCCUUUUAGACUCUUUUGCCACCCAGUGCACAGUGAGACUGAAUGGAAACCCCUGGAAAUGUGACUGCCACAUGUGGUAUCUGUAUGACUGGGUGAUGAGAUACAGCCAAGACAUAGAGAUGCUCGACAGGAUGCUUUGUGAGAGCCCUGCCUUUCUGAGGGGGAAGCCAGUCGUCUCCAUCGACAGGGACCAGCUGGAGUGUUGGCUGUCCAAAGAUGUGAUGCCUCAUCUCAGCCGCUGUAGCCAAGAAGCUUCCAAUGACACAGUGAUCAUCAAGUGUAAAGUGGAUAAAUGCGCUCCACUGACUGUGAGGGUACAGUUUCAGGAGGAUGACGGCAGUAUUAAGGAGCAUAUUUUGAACCAUGAGCCUGAAGAUUCUUAUUGUAACAAUAAGGCAGUUAGCACGAGUGAGUAGAUUAGAGAUAUGAGAUUAGACUUUGCUCACUGUGCAAAUACUGUAUGUCAUGAUGCAUUUGGUCUUUCUUUAUACAAAGAGUCACAUUAUACGUUCUGUUGGUCAAUACUGUAAACAAACCUCUAACUCAACAGCUGAUAACCAGUUUGCAUGCAUGCUGCUGAACGAUAAGAGAGGUUGAUGAACCCUAUUUCAUGUGAAGUUCAAAGUUCAAUCCACUACUUUUUAAGAUCUUGUCACUGCAGGAACAGGAACUAUGAAUAACAGUAACAUGUUCAUCUGUGUUGUUUCUACAGUAGAUGGUUCCCUUCUUGAUAUACACUGCUGGUGGUUUAAGUCAUAGGUUGAAAAUGUUGUGAACAACAAUCAUCAGGAAAAGUGUAGAACACUAUAUGUAUUAGUUUUCACAAAGUGUAAGAGCUGUCCGUGUAAAAAGUCAAUAAAAAGUCAGGUUUGCUUCUUCAAAUAAUUCGUUUGAAGUCAAACAUUUACAACCAUUUUUCCUCAGGGCAGUGGUGGAAGAAGUAUUCAGUAUUCAUAUCCUUCACUUAAGUAAAGGUUUCCAAACUGCUAAAAAUAAAAUAGGUAAUUUCCUGUAUUUAAAAUGUUAUCAGCCAUAUUUACUUAUUAGAACUAGAACUAUAUAGAAUAGCUAGUCUUAUUAUAUUAAUUAAGUGGAUUAUUAUUACUGGUGCAUUCAUGUUUAUGCAGCAUUUUAAUGUUGUAGUCAAGCAGAAGCUAAUUCUGACUAUUUUAUAUACUGUUGGAUACUUUAACCUAUAGCUCAUCAUCGCUUCUGUCCGUAAAAUCAUAAUCUACAAUAUAACCAGUUCAUAGAUAUAUAGUGCAUAAAAACAGGUGUGCUGGAGUGAAAGUAAAUGGAAAUACAACUACCUCAAAAUUGUACUAUAGUUUUUUAGUAGACUUCCAU
Molecule: messenger RNA, 2588 nt
Organism: Larimichthys crocea (large yellow croaker)
Lineage: Eukaryota; Metazoa; Chordata; Actinopteri; Sciaenidae
Product: carboxypeptidase N subunit 2
Exons: 2
Coding region: 95-1657 (520 amino acids)
Cellular component (GO): plasma membrane
Molecular function (GO): protein binding
Source: RefSeq, a predicted model, not a curated record